Messenger RNA from Gastrolobium bilobum, 1227 nucleotides. RefSeq lists its product as uncharacterized. Gene Ontology annotation, cellular component: phosphopantothenoylcysteine decarboxylase complex. Gene Ontology annotation, molecular function: phosphopantothenoylcysteine decarboxylase activity; FMN binding. Bases 1 to 1227 code for a protein of 408 amino acids. NCBI's taxonomy places the organism in Eukaryota, Viridiplantae, Streptophyta, Magnoliopsida, Fabales, Fabaceae. Gene Ontology annotation, biological process: coenzyme A biosynthetic process. The record is from RefSeq and is a predicted model, not a curated record. The transcript is spliced from 4 exons.
AUGAUGGCUUGCUCCGAUUCUUCAAGUGCAAAAGGGAAGUCUGUGAUAGAGGAUGUUGCUUCGAGGAAGCCUCGGAUUCUACUUGCUGCUUGUGGAAGUGUUUCGGCGAUAAAAUUUGGACUUCUUUGUAGAUGUUUUUCAAAAUGGGCAGUUGUAGCAGCAGUUGUCACAAUGCCAUCUCUACGUUUUAUUGAUAAAGAUUCAAUUCCCCAGGGAGUAAAUGUACUUUGUGAUGAACAUGAUUGGGAAUGUUGGAAAAGUAUAGGUGAUAGUGUGCUUCACAUUGAGCUUUGUAAAUGGGCUGAUAUCAUGGUCAUUGCUCCACUUUCAGCAAAUACUCUUGGCAAGAUUGUUGGAGGGUUGUCUGACAAUCUAUUGACAUGUAUAGUGCGAGCAUGGGACAACAAAAAGCAAAUGUUUGUUGCACCAGCCAUGAACCUUUUAAUGUGGAAUAACCCUUUAACAGAACAGCAAUGCAUGUCCAUUGAAGACCGAGGCAUUGCUCUCAUCCGACCAGUUAAUGGUGCAAUGGCUGAACCAGAACGCAUUAAUGCAACUGUAAGACACUUUUACCAUGAAAAGAUUCUGAAAAAGAAACCCGGUGAGAAUCCCUGGAUGAUGGCUUGCUCCACUUCUUCAAGUGCAAAAGGAAAGUCAGUGGUAGUGGAUGAUGUUGCUUCGAGGAAGCCUCGGAUUAUAGUUGCUGCUUGUGGAAGUGUUUCUUCGGCUGUAAAUUUUGGACUUGUUUGUAAACGUUUUUUAGAAUGGGCAACUGUAGCAGCAGUAGUCACAAGAUCAUCUCUACGUUUUAUUGAUAAAGACUCAAUUCCCCAGGGUUUAAAGGUGCUUAGUGAUGAACACGACUGGAAUUGUUGGAAAAAAAUAGGUGAUAGUCUGCUUCACAUUGAGCUUUGUAAAUGGGCUGAUAUCAUGGUCAUUGCUCCACUUUCAGCAAAUACUCUUGGCAUGAUUGCGGGAGGGUUGUGUGACAAUCUACUUACAUGUAUAGUGCGAGCAUGGGAUAGCAAAAAGCAAAUGUUUGUUGCACCAUCCAUGAACCUUUCAAUGUGGAAUAAUCCUUUAACAGAACAGCAUUGCGUGUCCAUUGAAGACCGUGGCAUUGCUCUCAUCCCACCUGUUAAUGGUGCAAUGGCUGAACCAGAACGCAUUAAUGCAAUUGUUAGAAGCUUUUACAGUGAAAAGAUUCUGAAAAAAGAAACCCUGUGA